Messenger RNA from Paramuricea clavata, 6924 nucleotides. The record is from the annotation of a GenBank genome assembly. Lineage: Eukaryota; Metazoa; Cnidaria; Anthozoa; Malacalcyonacea; Plexauridae.
CUUGAAGACAAACUGUUUGAUACAACCAAGGAAAUCAUUGGUAUUAUCAACUCAAGCAACUUCAAAGGAUCAUUUAGAAGCACAAUAGGAAGCAGGACAGCAGGUAUGAGUCCCAUUUAAAGGACCUUGUAUUGUAAAUUGCUCACACAACAACAGUAUCUGUCGUGUAUGAGCUAGCACAUCGGAGAUUUACAUAGAAAUAACUAGAAAUGUACGCAUGCAGCAACCUCUCGCAUUUUCAAGUUGAACAACUAUAGUUCCUAUACAAUCAUUAUUUCAACAUGUUCAAUUCUCAUGCAGCUAAUAAUAGACACUUCCCGAAUUUGCUUGAGUACACACGAAACAAUAGCUUGGAAUCGAGGCGGACAAUGUAAUCCAUUGGAAAACUAUACUUAUUUCCAAUGGAUUACAUUGUCCGCCUCGAUUCCAAGCUAUUGUUUCGUGUGCACUCAAGGAAAUUCGGGAAGUGUCUAUUAAAACUAUAAACGUUAGCUAAACAAACGUACUUGAGGAUGUACAUGUUGCAGAUGUAUUGUGGUCGUUGUGUCAAAGAUAGUGGUAACCAUGGUAACAUCAUUUUUACAUUUUUCUGCAAGGGGAACAACUGAAUCGGCAUACUUUAAAAUUAAUACUUGUUUAACUGUAGGCCUAGAAUUUUCAGUGCUCAAAAUAAAAAUUUAAUGUAGAUUUUUAUUAGACAUUCUAUAAAUUUCAAUUUUCAUUCCUAGACUUUCACUAAAACAUUUCGAAACGUUUAUUAAUUGAACUUAAUACGCGAAUAAUGGGGUGCCAGAUCUGCUUUGAAACGAAAUCUUUGAAACGAAAUCUUUGAAAUGAACUAAAUUCCACCUUCGGUUCAAGACUUCAACUCACUGUUAAAGUGCAAGCUUUUUGUGGAAAUAGGUUUAUUUAGAACAAUUAUGCAGAAAUGAAAUGGAUAACGUUGUAUAAUCGCAGCAACAAAUAUAUUUAAAACAAACAAUUAUACACAAACAAACUUACAGGUUUCUUUCCGUGUCUUAUAUGGCAACAUUUGCCCUCACGUCUUGUCUUCAUUUUUUUCAAAGCAAAACCCGCUUCAUUGUUUUCUUUUCUAAAACUAUAAACUAGUUUCUCAUGUUUUUUUAAAACCUUGCCAAUAGCAAUCCGCCUUAUUUUUGAGAUCAGUGGGCUGUCCACCUAUUAACUACAGCCAUGUGCCGGCGAUUGACUUUUCACUGUGCUGGAUUUUAUUUUCCCUGGUGUAUAUAUAGCCGAUCGGAACUAGUACUGCUAUACACGUCCCGCGCAUGCUCGGGGAAUAUUAUUUUAGGAUUCAAACACUCGUUAAAAUUCAUGAGCUAAUUGGCAAAUCAUGUCAACCAUAAUAUGUCACGUGCAGUGGCUUUAAACCUGAUAAAACACUCCUAAUUAGUAUUCUUUAUAUAAAGAACACUAAUAAGGUAGUAUCUAUUGUAGUCGUGUCCUCAUUAUUAGUAUUCUUUAUAUAAAGAAUACCAAUUCCAUUUACCAAAGACAGUAAUUCUAUUGAAUUUGUAGUCGUGUUUGAAGCCGUUUAAUAAACUCGCAUGUCGUGUUUUAUUAGGUCUAAAGCCACUCGCGCUGCGCGCUCGUGUAUUUAAACCUAAUAAAACACUCCUGCUCGCGGUUUAUUAAACAGUACAUAAAUUGGCAUAACUGCAUGAACAAUAGCCGCUUUUAAUAAUGAAUUUUCCAUAAUUAUCUUCGGUGGUCGGAACAACCUGAAUAAGAUGUUUGUGAUGUUACUCUGAGUGUAUAUCCACACCGGGCGAGCUUGAACCUACGACCUUUGGAAUACUAGCACAAUGCUCUGCCAACUAAGCCCAUUGGCUCUGCCAACUGAGCUAGUUGACAGAGCAUUUGGCUACUAUUCCAAAGGUCGUAGGUUCGAUUCCCACCGUGGCUGGACAUAUUUUUCAACCUCGCCCUGUGUGGAUAUACACUCAGAGUAACAUGACAAAUAUCAUAUUCACCUGAGUACACAACACCAACACAAAAAAACCAUGAAUAAGAUAAAAAAUACUUCAGAUAUAAUGAAAACAUUUUUUUUUUGAAAGAAGUUAAUUUUUUCUUUGAAAUGUUAUUAAAUUUCAUUCUUUUCCGAUUUUGUAGUGGAGGUGCUUACCACCAGCCUUGAUCGUCUACACGAGUGGAGAGAAAACAUAACGUCAAUACCGAACGUAACUAUUUGGAAAUUGUGUCAAAAUGAACCAGAUUGUAAGUAAUAUUGAUAAAGCGUGAUCAGUCAAUCUUUGUACAAAUCAGUCAAUCCAGAUACAAAAGUACCGCGGAAAUCAUUUGCGCAUGCAUCAACAUGACUGAAAUUUGCCGUGCGAACGUAGUGUCCGUGUCUUUCGAAGGUUGUCGAAGACUCAAAAUGGACUCGGAAAGAAUGACUUCCAUAUGUUUGCUUUCUGUCAAAUUGGAAGCAAAAUAAUACGGAAGCCGUGAAGGGACUUCAGGCUUCAGACUUUGGAAUGUGAUGUUAUAUACAGCUAUUUCAAUUAAGGUUGUCCCCAAGCAAAGCGGAAAAGGUGAAUACGAGCACAAAAGGCUUGCUGGGGAUCGCUAAAAAAUUAAUGAAUUUCAUACUAAUAAAAAAUAAAAAAUAAUUGUAGUAAAUAAUAAUAAUAAUAAUAAUAAUAAUAAUGAAAACUUUAUUAAAUGGAUAGUUAGCUUAUAUAUACAAUUGCAAAUCUCACUUAUAUCAGGUAAUUUACAACUGGCUACUUAAAUCACUGAUUAUAUAUGCAAAAAUUAUACUAUUAAGAUAACAAAAUGACAGUACAACGUUUAAACACUUAAUAAUAAUAAUAAUAAUAAUAAUAAUAAUAAUAAUAAUAAUAAUAAUAAUAAUAAUAAUAAUGAUAAUAAUAAUGAUAAUGAUAAUAAUAAUAAUAAUAAUAAUAAUAAUAAUAAUAAUAAUAAUAAUAAUAAUAAUAAUAAUAAAAUUACUAAAUUUAAAGUAAAUAAUUUACGUGAUAAAUUUAAUAAAUUUACAAAAUAAAGUUACUAAAUUUACUGCAGUAAUAAAUUUACGUGCCGUUUCCACAAACAAUAGUAUUAUAUUUUUUAUCGUCCUCAAACCUACAAAGAACUUACUGACACAUUCCAAUAGUCUGCAUUUACAGUCUAAAUCAUUCUGACCAUUUUUGACUUUAGUUUGAAUAGCUUUGACUGAAUAAGUGCCUUAAAUAUUCGCCAGCUUUGCAAAAGCAAUGUUGGCAGUGGUGGCGCCAAGGGGGGAGGGGGGGGAAGGAGGGUGCCUCCCAAGUCUUUUUCCCCUCCCCCCAUUCCCCCCCCCCUCAAAAAAAAUUAUUAGUCACUGAGAGCGACUAAAGACUACACAAGCGUUUUGUCGUUAUCAGAAAAUGUAUGGCUUAUAAGUUGUCAUUACUCAUUAGUGAAUGCACGGGCAUUAUACGUGAAACUGUAUACAUGAAACUGAUUUUUACAAUUUCAGUAUUAGUUUGUAAGUCUUUGAAUGGUAAAACUUGCCAAUACUCCAAUAAUACAUUUCAAAAAAGUCAAAAAAGUUAAAUUCUCAAACGUCACUAAUAAGAUGAAAGUAUCACGAAAUUAUUUGAAUAAACCACGUCGCAUAUAUGUGUGCGAAUAUUCUAAAGGGGGCGAUAUUCCUUGGAUAUUCGCCCCUCUUUUGAGAGGGGGGGGGGAGUGAAUUUCCGGGGGGGGGGCGAAAUCCUGUGAGAGCGGCAUGGGUAAAUAGCAACUCUGUAUAACCGGAUGACAGACUGCAGAAGUCAGCAAAGUUGUGAAAAUCCUUUAUUCCCAUUUGUUUAAGAUUGGAAACCAGCUGUUGACAAGUGAUUUCCUGAAUUUAAAACGAUCAUUUUUUAGAUUAUUGUCUCAUUUUCAAAACCGAGCAAGCGAAGGACUAUAAAAGAUAUUCAAAUAUUUACGAAUAAUUAUAUUGUUGAUGGUCACUAUAGCAUAUCAACUUAGCUCGAUUUAAAUUUUACCGCACAUUAUUUUAUUUUAUUCACUUAUUUGUAUGUGCAUGUUGUCUGUGUUGAUUAUAACUCUUCAUCUAUUUUCAAUUCUGGAGAAUUUUAUAUUCAAUAUGUUGUGCGGCUUGCUUCGUACUAAUGUUGUACACAUUUCUUCGUUGUACAUUUCACGCCCUGCGUGGCUCCGUCAAUUUGACAGUUGACAAACUUAGUUCAUUUAUCCCUGCCGACGCUGAUUGGUUCACGUUUGGCUAGCGAGGGGCUGGACGAAUAAAAAUCAUGGUUCUGUGCAUGCUCACCUUUUCACCCAGUUAAUAGCCUGUUCGCAGGGUAAGUGAGAUAACAAACGUGAAACUACAUUGUCUGCCGUUCUUGAUUUUAAACAAGUGCGAAUGUCGCCAUCACUUGGCAUCUAUAUAUACAGUAUGACGGUUUGACUCAGCUCAUAAGCUACUACAAUAACGCGAGUGCGUGGUUCCAUAAACAUUUCGCCAAACACAAUUGUGAUUUUUCAUUAAUAUCAUUUUGGACAAUUUUGCACAUGUACUGGAUGACAAGAUAUAAUACUGUAUUGAUGUAUUCAAAGGAGCAAGCAGUACGCGUCUCUAUGAUAAAUUUUUGUGCGUCCGGAAUCUCGCGGCUUCAGAUAAAUCGGCACAACUGUGCUCAUUAAUGUAAAAUUGGCACAGUUUUUAGCCGAUCAGUAAAUGAUAUUAAUAAGAAAAUAAAAAUUAUACGACUUUCCAGGAAUGAAAUUGCAGUAAUUUUGUUAUAAUUAACAAAAAAUGAAAAUAUUAUUGUUUUUAGGUGAGAUUAAAAGGUGUACAAUCCAAUUGAAGAAUAUCGCAGUGAACGCCAGUGCUUUGUCGUAUGUACAUAAAUUCUAUAUAAUUUAGGGUGACUACUGUGUAGAGUAUUUUGGGCUGAAAAACACUAAGAAAAUGGAUGAGCAGUUUGUUUUCUACCUAGUACUCAGAUAUCCAACUCAGCACUUGUCGACUAUUUUGAAAAAAGACUCCUUUUACUUGUUUUUCUUUUUUCAUUAUCUACCAUGUUUGUCUGUAGCACAAUAUGAGAGCAGUUUGCAGGGUUUCCUUUUUAGAUUGUUGAUGAUUUAAAUGCCUGAAUAUUGUAAUUACACGAACCAUAUAUAUCUCUGACAAAUAUUUAGCUUACCCAUUUUGGAAGGAAUCCAUGCUAAUCACGCACUUACAGUAAUUGUCUCUUUACUUUUUCCAAAGUUUUAAUUGUUGAUUGCCUUGUGUUUUUUCAGCCAUCCGUUUUGUCUUUCGGGUGCCGACAUUAUAGUAUUGGAUUAUAUUAUAAAGGGGAAAUUAAUAUCAAAACUAGAGGAAAAUGAAACAGUAUCUUUAAAAUUUUCCAAAAAGCUGGAGAGCGUCACAACAAAACAAGUAAGCAAAGAUUAUAACAACUUAAUUAAUCCUUCUUCGCAUGUGAACGACGUUGUGCUUUAAGAAAGUUCACAAUGGAGAAACAAGUGGGUUGAAUGAUGUGUGCCACGAAUUAUAAUCUCAUUCAAUUUGACACUUUUUAGUCGCUUAAUGUUCGUCCAUAUAUUUAUUAAAGAUAUCUACUUUCUUCCAGAUUAUAGACAUUACCCCUGUCUAUAGACCAAGGGCGGUCGCUUGCAUGUUUGGCGGGUUAAUCAAAUGGAACAUGCAGAUUAGUCCCUAGUCCUCUGUGUACGCUUCUGAUUGCCGUGACGUCACCGACCUCAUUCAUAUGCAGACACGCGAAAUACGCGUACUAAGAGGCCUAGGGACUAGGCUGUCAAACGUGCAUGUUCAAUAGAGGCUGGGUUUGGGCACUAUAUACAGUUCUCAUAAGUGACGUCAUAACAAAUAAUUCUGAUAUAUUAGUUUAACUUCCACCAGUGUGGGAAGCAAAUGUUUAUAUAGGCUUAAAUAAAAGCAUACGUUGCUCAAAAAAUGUAAUUACAAUACUUUGUAAGUACUAAGUAGAUUGCAGGAAAAUAAAGUUAAAGCUAUAUAAGUUAGAAGUUAUACCCUCAAAAUUUCACAGAUUUACUUCGGGAGAGCUCUAAUUCAUCGCUUUAAUUUAACAUGCUUAAGACGAAUUCAGAACGGACAUGUACAUUUUCUGGCGUUUAUAUAUCCUUGUUCACUGUUAAAAAAACUAAUUUCUGGCAUAUUCUUAUUUUAUGAAGCAAUCAUCAAAAAUACCAUUGCCUUGCUGAAUCUUAACCGUAUUAUUGGACUAUUAAUAAGUAAAAUUUCAAACGUUUAUUGUGCACGAGAAGCCGUUUCAAUGUAAAAUAGUAUAGCAAAUUAUUGUAGUAACCUGUCGAAUGUACAAGAGAACAACUUUAAUAUGAUAUUUAUACAAUAUAGCGGAGCGUCUUCCUUCGUGUGCAACAGCAUGCAUUGCGGGGCUAGAACGCAGGGUUACCGUAUAUUACAAUUAUUUGUGCUUUGAAGUUUGUCGAAUUUGAGUUUGCCUCAGUCCUCUUUCCUGUGCAGAGCCAUAAUUCUACAGUUUUGGUUUAUUUACUCUUUCCUUGAUUUUUUAUAACUGCAAAGCUUAGAUUUUUAGGUAUACAGAGCAUUAAAUUAAAAUGCCUAUGAGAUGGAGAAUGCAGGCUUUCAUCCAUUCUAAUGAAUAACGACUUAGGCAAAUUUAUGCAUUCUAAGGUGGUUAUUGACAAGUAUGUAGUAUUGCCGAAAAUUUCAAACAUAGCAGGCUAGCAGUUUCUAGCAAGGUACUAAGUGUUAUUUUUGUCCUUUCCGUGCUUCAGGUAAAUUGCUUGCACUUGCAAGGUGUUCAAUGGAACAAUAAAGGAAUGCAAGUUGGUAGGAUUGGUGGAAAUAUUGAAUGCUUGACAAAUCAUUUAUCAAGUUUUACAAUGGUUGUACUUGACGCAGAGGUAUAUGGUGAUAAUAAACUGAAUUUAUAA